AAUGGACAUUUCCUCUCUUCCAGAAUCCGAACAGCAACACCUCAACCCACAUUUCCAAGAACAAGUUCAGGCCCAGCAAUACCCACAAUACCAAAUUCAAGAUUAUUACUAUCAAACGCAGGGCCAAUCCUAUGACCACUCUUAUUAUUCGUAUUACCUGCAUUACCCACCUCAAAAUCAAUGGCAAUAUGACCAACAUCCACAAAACUACGCUUAUUACCAACCCAAUUACUCCGUUGCGUAUCAGCAACCUCCUUAUCAUCAGCAUGAGUCCGCGCCCAGGGUUUCAGCGCCGCAAGAAGCAGCGCAAAUGGUAGAUUCUGGUGGGACUGGGAUAUCGUUGCAGGCGGUGCAGCAGCAGGGCGUUUAUCCUCUGCCGCAGAGUUCGGUUGAUGUGGUGGUGCAGCCGGGGAUGAAUCCAGCGGCCCCUGCAGCGAUCGCGGCGCUGGAGCAGCUUACACAGUUGGCGCGGUCGAUGGACGCGGCGGAGAGGGCAAUGGCUAGGUUGCCGGCGAAGAGUCCAGGCUUUGAACUGGUUCCGAUGCUUCCUCGGGAUGGUCAACAUCAACACAGGGGUGGUGGUAGAAGGGGCGGCAGACCAUUCCGAGGGGGUGGCUGGGGAAAUGAUGGCCAACACCAAGGUUCUGCCCCCCCUCCUCGUGGAAAGGGACACGGUCGGGGUAAUGCUCGUUUUAGGAGUUUCAAAGCACAAAGUGUGAUUUCUACAUCUUCCUAUACAGAACCUUCUGCUGCUAAGGAAAACUCGGCUGAUGCAGCCAAAAAGGCAGCCGAAUCUGCUUCUGCACCAGAAAGGAUAGCUCCUAACCGUCGACCUCGGCAGAUUGCUUGGUGUGAACUUUGUAGGGUAGAUUGCACUAGUUUGGAAAUUCUUGAGCAGCACAAGAAUGGAAAGAGGCAUAAAAAGAACUUGCUGAGGAUUGAAGAGUUGAAAAAUGCUAUCAAACCAGCGGAUUCUAUACAGAAUCAUCCAGAAUGUAUAAAUGAUUCCAAGCCGGUAGAGUCUCAGCAGCCUCCAAUUGCAGAGGAUAGUGAAGAGCAGAAGUCAGCAGAAAACUUACCCUCUAAAGCUGGUAAUGCUGAAUAUAGAAUGGAGAACAAUCUGCAAAAUAAUACACAGGAAAAACCUGAAGUUCCAAUGGGGGAAUCAUCUAAUAAGCAAGGAAGGAAGCCAAGGACAAAUUUGUUUGAUAAUAGGAGACGUGGAAUAAAACGCAAAAUGAAGGGUGGUCGUGGAGGGAAGCGUAUAAAGACUUAUGAAACUCAUAGAAGAGUGGUGGAACCUCCCAAACCUAAAGUCGUAGCUCCCCUAAUAUGUGAUUUGUGCAAUGUCAAGUGUGACACUCGCGAGGUUCUUGACCGCCAUCUUUCUGGUAAAAAGCACAUUGCCAAGUUUAAACGAUUUCAAGGUCAUCAGGCAAUAUAUGGGCCAACAGGGCUUCAGGCACUUUACCCUCCCAAUCCAAUUGGACAAACUCAUUCCCUCCCUCAAGGCCAUCAAUCUUUCUACAAUCCUCAGGGCUCAUUUCUCGCACAAGGGGGUUAUUUUCCUUCCCAAGGACACCAAUCUGCAUCAGCAGCUGCAGGUUUGAAUCCUCGAUCCUCACAAAGUUCCACACCUCAACAGUCGGAAUCUACUUCAGCUCUUGACGCAAAUCCUGCAAAUGCUGUCUGAGAAACCGGAGGCAAGGGAUCAGAUCCUCCUCUCAUUAGCACCAGGUCUCUAACCGAGUAGAUUUCUGUGACCUACAGAUAUGCUACAUUCACUGUGAAUAUGGAGUCUCUUCUAGUGAUGUUGUCUUGCAGUGAAGCCAUGAACUUAAACUUGGUUCAGUAAGCAAAGAAUUUCACUUUCUACUAGUUUUUCUUGACUCUUAAGGUAACUUUGCUUCUUGUUUUUGCCUUUGGUGGAAAUCAGGUUGGAGAAUAUAUCGAUAUUAUUAUAUAAACUAGUCAAUACCCCGCGCGUUACCUGGGACUUUUUAUAACAUGUAUGAAAAAAAUUUAUGGAA
Messenger RNA from Hevea brasiliensis (rubber tree), 2030 nucleotides. RefSeq lists its product as uncharacterized. The transcript has 2 exons. NCBI's taxonomy places the organism in Eukaryota, Viridiplantae, Streptophyta, Magnoliopsida, Malpighiales, Euphorbiaceae. The coding region runs from base 2 to 1693 and encodes 563 amino acids. The record is from RefSeq and is a predicted model, not a curated record. Gene Ontology annotation, molecular function: zinc ion binding; nucleic acid binding.